AUGGCUAAAAGGAUAGCACUACAGGUGCCUGAGAGUUUGGCAUGUCCACUUUGUCUCGAUGCCUUCAAGGCCCCCACCCUCCUCGCCUGUGGACAUACAUUCUGCAAGGUCUGUCUGGACAAAUACGAUUCACAUCGCCGAGGUCAAGAUUUCAUGGAGUGUCCGGUUUGUAAGAAACGCACCAAACUGGACAAAAAUAGAGUCGCAGGACUUGCACCCAAUUUCUCUGUAAAAGGCCUCGAGGAAGAAUUACAUGUACAUCUUAAGGUCAAUGGAAAAUCAGAGUUCUGUUCCCUGCACAGUCAAGUCUACAAAGACAUUCUGUGUGCGGUUUGCAAGGAAUUCAUCUGUCUGACUUGUUUGUUUGAUAAACAUCAAGGUCACAUGUUUAAGAAGAAGGAAGAGUUGGAAGCAGAGUUGAAAAAGGAAAGAAAGUCUGUCAUUCUAAAAAGUGAGAAGAAGAAAGCACAGAUCAAAAAGUCUAUUACCAAUGCUGAGCAACAAAUGCAUCGUAUGUAUUCUGAUCUGGAUAAUCUAGAAGGAGAAGUUGAUGGAGCCUUUCGUGAAAAGUCAGAGAUUCUUCUAAGACACAAGGAAAGACUAUCAAAACAAAUCAAUGACAUCCGCACAAAAUCUGGCAAGGAAAUGACAGAUUUCAUUGGACGCCAGAAACACUCAUUGCAGAGUAUGAAUGUAAAGUGCACUCUUAUGGAACAAGAGGGCAAUGCAAGCACUAGUACUUGUAAGGUUUCAGACUCUGAUGCAUUAAAAAUGCUUUACAUGGAAUUCACAAGUAUGAAACAGGACUUGGAGAAAGACCUCAACGACCCGUCCAUAACGCAAGUAGUAAUUGGGAACACCCGGUUUUGCCCAUCUGAUUUGAAUGACAUUGACCUAGGUACUCUCCACCAUGACGCUAGCGAAAGCGAGGAUGUUUCUGACCUAGGUUCUAACAACCCGUUUUGGAGUCCGUAUUUUUUAGAUUCAGAUUCAGAUUAA
This is a messenger RNA of Strongylocentrotus purpuratus (purple sea urchin), 999 nucleotides long. Its product is annotated as tripartite motif-containing protein 12A-like. The record is from RefSeq and is a predicted model, not a curated record. The transcript has a single exon. Lineage: Eukaryota; Metazoa; Echinodermata; Echinoidea; Camarodonta; Strongylocentrotidae. Gene Ontology annotation, biological process: positive regulation of DNA-templated transcription. Gene Ontology annotation, cellular component: chromatin; nucleoplasm. The coding region runs from base 1 to 999 and encodes 332 amino acids. Gene Ontology annotation, molecular function: ubiquitin-protein transferase activity.